This is a messenger RNA of Triplophysa rosa, 3873 nucleotides long. RefSeq names its product BCL2 binding component 3 (gene bbc3). The record is from RefSeq and is a predicted model, not a curated record. Bases 320 to 865 code for a protein of 181 amino acids. Gene Ontology annotation, cellular component: mitochondrion. The transcript has 4 exons. Lineage: Eukaryota; Metazoa; Chordata; Actinopteri; Cypriniformes; Nemacheilidae. Gene Ontology annotation, biological process: positive regulation of release of cytochrome c from mitochondria; intrinsic apoptotic signaling pathway; positive regulation of apoptotic process.
UUCGCGCGAGUGAAAGCAAGUCGCUGUCAUCACCGUGCGGCUCAGUUCAUGUCUUAAAUCGCUAUCAUACGACCUACUCUCAAGAAGUCAACAGUUCAGUGCACUAACAGUUGCAAGCCAUCAAUGGAUUUACAGAUGAGCGAGCACAGACACUUGGAAUAACAGUCAUUUUUGGACAUGCACGGAGAUCCCACCAACUGGUGUUUUUGAAGAUUGACUUAUCCACCAAAGGUGCAAGAAAUAGCAUCAGCACUAAUUUAACCCUGGAACUACUAAACUACUGACUUGAAAACAACACACUUUACAGGUUGUGUCUGGUAUGGCCCGACCAGAGAUGGAAAGCAGGGUAGACGACCGCAACCCUGGUGCUCGACAGAGCUGCAGGAUGGAGGUGCUGCGUCAGGAUGCCUGGCCGAACGGCGGCAUCAUUCAGCCCUGCCACAGGCACCGUACCAUUGCUACUCAGACCGUCACUGUCUCUGCACCCCUACCCCACGUCCCCACACAAGAUGCCUUCAGCUCGGACAGCGUCCAGCAACAGGACAAUCCACUCAGGGACAAUACAGGUACAGAACAUCAGUUGAGAGACAGGCAGCUACCCCUGCCUGAUCUAUUAACUGACAACCAGAGCUCUUCAGAGGACUCGAUGUCCAGCAGCUCUUCUGGUGAAGACAAUCCCCGCCUGGAGGAGCGAGCGGUAGAAAGGGUGGCCAUACAGCUGAGGACCAUCGGAGACGAGAUGAACACGUUCUUUCUUCAGAGGAACGCUGCCCCACGCUGGCAAAACUGGAGGGGCUUGUACCGCGGGCUCAUCGCCUUCGUGGCCGACACCAUCAAUGCUCUGUACCAGCACGGGCUCAGAUAAACACGCGGGUUCAAGUCACAGGAUGAGUGCAGGCGCUCUCCUGCCGACCGCUUAUAAACUGUUUCUGCUCGGGGAUUUUUCUGCAGGAUCAGAUAUAAAUUUUCUUUUUUUGUUAAGUUUUGUUUGUUUGGGUAUAUUUUGAAUGUUGGUUUUCUAUCUUCUUUCAUGUUGAUGUAGCAUACAGAAGCGGACUGAAGUGUGUGUCCCGGUAUAGACGUCAGUAGGUGGUGUGUGUGCACCUGUCAAAUGUGAAGCACAUUAGGGUACUCGGCUUCCGUUCUUUUCUGUGCAUUUUGCAUCUUUGGUCGCAUUAAGCCGGGUCGCUCUCAAGCAAGGAGAUUGAUUAGAUCUGCGUAGCGCCUCAGGCCCAGAAGUGCUUUAUCUGUCAUGGGUUCUCAUCUCAGCUGCCUUAUAGGAGCAAUAAUUGCGCUGCACUAUCAGUCACCAGUGGCGCAGAGCACAUACCCUUAUGCCAUUAAUGGGAAACAAGUGAUAAUGAUCAAGACUAUCUUCUAGAUAAUGGAAUGCUUAGCGGAGUAACGCAUACACGCUAUGUUAAUGAAGCACAGCUGCAUCGUGCCUUUUUUGAGCCCUUCAAUUACUAAAGCCAUCAGGGACAAUCAGUGUGCAGGUGCCCUGUUGCCCCCCUACCUGAAUCUACACCUUGGGACACAAGUUUGCCACUUAAUGCCAACCUCCAAUGGAGGCAAUGGAACGAGGCUGGAAGCCUUGUGGGAAAGCCAGACCACUAGUUGUCGUAAUGGCUGGAUAGCAGUGUUAAUAUUUGGAUGUACAUAUUUUGUGAGAAAAGGACAAACGAUAGAAGGAACUGGGAGUUCUUUUUCUUAUGUGGUGUGUAUAUCUUGAUGAAAUGUUAUGACUUAAAAGUACUUAAUUUUUAAGUUCCUGUUUUCUGUUUCAGAGCGGUAAGAGCAGUUUGUUGUGUUCUUACAUUAUUUACAGACCAACACUGGAAAGCAAUUAAUUUUUUACCUACUUGAGAAUUUGUUUAGAUUUGAUCGUCUAAAGUCCUGGAAUCAUCUGUGAAAGUCCCCGUUAAAUGUAUUUGCUGACAUUCUCAAAGUUGAGAAGCACAGUCUAAAUUAUUUUGUAUGUCAAUUCGGUUAUUUUGAUAAAAAUACUUUUGGAUUAGGUGAACUAAACAAGCAUGGUGAUAUUUAUUAGUGUUGCGUUCUAUGGACCAAAUAACUUAUUUGUCAGCGUUUCCCACAAGACACUUAAGUUUUCUGCUGUAAUUUAUUUGUCUACAAAUGAGAUUAAUGUAAAAUAGUAAAUAAUAAUAACAAUAACCUGAGCCAAACUUCCAUCAUACUUGAACAGAUCAUGUUAAUCGGUGCGAGGGCCUUCCGUUGUUUGCAGAUACCGUUUUGUUCAAGGGGCCUUUAACUGGACAGCCUUUCCUGACACUGUUGUGUGUUUCAAGCACUUCCCUUAAAACCACUUUUGAAAAAACUGCAGUCAAUUUGUAGGAAAGUUCAUCUAAACACUCAUUUGGGUUAUCAUUGUGGGUACAGAAUUUUCAUGGCAUUUUGUGGACAAGAGAUACCGCUCUCAUGACUUCCUGUGUAAAUCAGUUGUGUGGUCCACUUCCUGUGGCCGCCUUGUGACUGUAUUCUCUAAAACAGCCUGUCACUGAAGUAAAAGCCUUAUGUAUACUGUCAGAUUCACACUACUCUCAAGCUCAUGUCAGACUUGUUUUUUGUACUUUUGCCAUAUGGAUUUUUCUAUGUAAAAUUUCUAAAUGAAUUUUGUAUUGUUUUUUCCUUACCAUUUUCAAUAAAUAUGAGAAUUACAUGCGUUGUUUGAUGCCUGUUGAUUUUUUUCACGGUUAUCUUACUAAACUGUAACGGAUGUUCAAAAGUCUUAUCAAACCAAAGUGAUCCCAUCGCCAAUACAUUAGAUAAACAACAGAAAGAACCGUUUCUCGUACACGUUUCGUCAGAUAUGAACAGAUAUAUUUACACAAUGUUGGAUAGUGCACGUCACGAACGUGAACAAGGACACCGUACUGCUUAUCAGAACAACAUGUGAUAGAUUGGGAUUUCUCUGUGUGCCCAGAACGGUUACCAUGCAGGCCCAUUCAGAGCCUCCGUAAGGGUUGUUGAUCAUUUAAGAGCUUUUCUUUAUCCCAUCUGUUAUGUCCUAAUUUAUUUGGUUAUUUGGGGAGUGUUUAUUUUCUAGAGCUUGUACUGCCCCCUUGAGAUUGGUUUAUGUUUUUGUGUUGGUGCGUAUGUUUCUCUUUUCUUUUACCCCUGUUUUACAGAUGGGCGUGUCAACGCGUUCCCAGAUGAUUCGUUGCCAACGACCAUUGGUCCGUUCUCUCUCGGCAUGACAUCAAAAAAGGAGGAGUCCCACCACUCAUCAUGGCGUCGCAUUGCCAGCCGGCUAAUUUGGAUAGCUCUCACUAAAUCCUUGGUGUUUCGAGUCUGACGUCAUCACGCAACAGCGUUUUUUUGGCGAUUUUAACAAUCAUAGGUAGUUUAGAUGGUUAGAGUAAGGUUAGGGUAAAGGUUUCGUAAGACUUGAAACGCCAAGGAUUUAGUCAAAACCAACAAGCCACGCCCACGGAUCUGACUCGAAACACCAAGGAUUUAGUGAGAGCCCUAAUUUUUGAUAUCGUUUUGUUACCCGUUUGUCAAAUGUGAGGUGCGACUAUUUGAAUUUGUGGGACAUUAGACAAGAUACUUUGUUUGCUAAGGUUGAUGCUUUGUUUUGCCAAUUUGUUAAUUAUCAGAGUUAUUCUCUUAAGUGAUCUUUACCUUAUAAAUUGUUGUUAACCACUUUAUUAGAGGGAGUAGGGGGUUAGACGCCAUUUCUUUUGCUGUGCAUCUUUUUACCUUGUUUUUGUUUAGGGAGUUAGGUAAGUUCUGUUGUCUUUAAGUUUUAUGUUUUCAUUUUAGGGAAUAUCAGUUUUACAAAAAUACAUUUUUGUUUAUUGUUUUGGCCUGGUCUGCCCCCGAAGAUUCACCCUCAUAUGUAAUAAACCU